Molecule: messenger RNA, 3304 nt
Organism: Monomorium pharaonis (pharaoh ant)
Lineage: Eukaryota; Metazoa; Arthropoda; Insecta; Hymenoptera; Formicidae
Product: cytoplasmic aconitate hydratase
Exons: 15
Coding region: 155-2836 (893 amino acids)
Biological process (GO): tricarboxylic acid cycle; citrate metabolic process
Cellular component (GO): mitochondrion; cytosol
Molecular function (GO): 4 iron, 4 sulfur cluster binding; aconitate hydratase activity
Source: RefSeq, a predicted model, not a curated record
UUAUAACUGUUAUUUCGUUAAAAAUUAAAACGUAAACAAUCGAAGACAACGGAUUUGUUAUCGUGAUUUCGUUAAAUAAAACCGAUAUAUUUCUGUAAAAAAAUAUUAAUUCGCAUAUUCCUUGAUAGUAUCCAAACUUAAAGAAUUUAAACUCAUGAAUGUUCUAAGAGUAAAUCCUUAUAAGAGCCUGUUAAAAACCAUUAAAAUUGGAUUAAAAGAUUGCCAAUAUUAUGAUAUUGGCAGUUUUGGCACAAAAUAUGACAGACUACCGUUUUCUAUUCGAGUUCUUCUAGAAAGCGCUGUACGUAAUUGUGACAAUUUUCAAGUAACAAAAACUGAUGUUGAAAAAAUUUUGGAUUGGGAAAAUAAUCAGUCUCUUCAAGAUGGAGUUGAAGUGGCCUUUAAGCCAGCGAGAGUUAUACUACAGGACUUUACUGGAGUACCAGCAGUCGUGGAUUUUGCAGCGAUGAGAGAUGCUGUAAAGAGACUCGGUGGUGAUCCUGAUAAGAUUAAUCCAAUCUGUCCAUCAGAUCUUGUAAUUGAUCAUUCAAUACAGGCUGAUUUUACAAGGAGCAAUGAUGCCUUAAAAAAGAAUGAAGAGCUUGAAUUUGAGAGAAACAAGGAACGUUUUAUGUUCCUCAAAUGGGGUGCAAAGGCAUUUAAAAAUAUGUUAAUUGUACCCCCUGGAAGCGGUAUUGUGCAUCAAGUGAAUUUGGAGUAUUUAGCAAGAGUGGUAUUUGACUCCGACAAUUUCCUGUAUCCUGACAGCGUAGUUGGUACUGAUUCUCAUACCACCAUGGUCAAUGGUCUGGGUGUACUUGGAUGGGGAGUUGGUGGUAUUGAAGCAGAGGCUGUUAUGCUUGGUCAAGCGAUUUCCAUGUUAAUACCAAAAGUUGUGGGAUAUAAAUUGGAAGGAGCACUGAAUCAGUAUGCCACUUCUACUGAUCUUGUUCUAACUAUUACAAAAAACCUUCGACAAGUCGGAGUGGUUGGAAAAUUUGUCGAGUUCUUUGGACCUGGGGUAACGCAGCUAAGUAUCGCGGAUCGUGCUACUAUUUCUAAUAUGUGUCCAGAAUAUGGCGCAACUGUGGGCUUUUUUGCAGUAGAUGAACAAAGUUUGUCGUAUCUCAAGCAAACGGGUCGAUCCGAGGAACAUAUUGACAAAAUUGAAAAAUACCUUAAAAGCGUACACAUGCUAAGAAAUUAUGACGAUCCAAGCCAAGAUCCAGUCUUUUCUGAGGUGAUCACUUUGGAUUUGAGCACUGUAGUUUCGAGUGUCAGCGGACCUAAAAGACCUCACGACAGAGUUUCAGUAUCUGAUAUGCAAAUAGACUUCAGGAAUUGUCUUGUUAACAAGGUAGGCUUCAAAGGCUAUGGUUUAACCCCAGCAAAAGUAGAAUCUGUAGGGAAAUUUAAAUACGAGGAAAAGGAAUACGAAUUGAAACAUGGCUCGGUAGUCAUUGCGGCUAUUACUAGCUGUACAAAUACCAGCAACCCUAGCGUUAUGCUUGGAGCAGGUCUUCUUGCUAAAAAGGCAGUGGAAGCUGGCUUGAGCGUUGAACCGUAUAUAAAAACGUCGUUGUCACCUGGCUCGGGAGUCGUUACUUAUUACCUUCAGGAAAGCGGAGUGAUACCAUAUCUGACGAAGUUAGGAUUCGACAUCGUGGGUUACGGAUGUAUGACUUGUAUUGGAAACAGCGGACCGCUUCCUGAUGCUAUAGUCGAGGCUAUUGAAAAGAAUGAACUCGUUUGCUGUGGAGUUCUGUCAGGAAAUAGAAACUUUGAAGGCAGAGUCCAUCCAAACACCCGAGCGAAUUACUUAGCAUCCCCGCUUCUAGUAAUAGCCUAUGCCAUUGCUGGUACUGUGGACUUUGACUUUGAAAAGCAGCCACUGGGUCACAAAGCCGAUGGCACUCCAAUAUUUUUACAAGAUAUCUGGCCAACUAGAGCGGAAAUUCAAGCUGUCGAGCAGAAAUAUGUUAUUCCAGCCAUGUUCAAGGAAGUUUAUAGUAAGAUCAAGCAUGGUAGCACCAGUUGGGCAAGCUUGGUAGCACCUGAUGGCAAGCUAUAUCCGUGGGAUAUUAAUUCCACAUACAUAAAAAAUCCACCCUAUUUUGAUAACUUGCAAAAGGAGCUGCCUCCAAUAAAAUCAAUUACGAGAGCGCGAGUGCUCGUAAAUCUUGGAGAUUCCGUUACAACCGAUCAUAUAAGCCCAGCAGGCAGUAUUGCGCGUAAUUCACCAGCAGCGAGAUAUCUAGCUAAUCGAGGUUUGACACCGAAAGAUUUCAAUUCUUAUGGCUCACGCAGAGGAAAUGAUGCUGUGAUGGCACGGGGUACAUUUGCGAACAUUCGUCUCGUGAAUAAAUUUAUUGGUAAAGCGGGGCCACGAACAAUUUACAUUCCAACUAACGAAGAGAUGGACGUAUUUGAUGCGGCCGAAAAAUAUACGAAAGACGGAACGCCUUUGAUCGCUCUGGUCGGCAAGGAAUAUGGAUCUGGAUCUUCCAGAGAUUGGGCUGCCAAAGGACCGUAUCUACUUGGUAUUCGAGCCAUCAUAGCAGAAUCGUAUGAAAGAAUACACAGGUCCAACCUUGUGGGUAUGGGCAUUAUUCCAUUACAGUAUCUUCCUGGAGAAAAUGCUGAGUCCUUAGGAUUAACGGGUUACGAACAAUUCGAUAUCGUGAUUCCCACGAAUUGCCAACCUGGAGAAAGGAUCACUGUAAACACAGACAACGGCAAGAAAUUUGAAGUAAUUACACGAUUUGAUACAGAAGUUGACUUGACUUACUUCAAACACGGUGGUAUUCUCAAUUACAUGAUUCGAACAAUGCUUUGAUGAAUAUAAUGUGAACAAAAGAAUAUAAAUAACUCCGUUAUAAAAGAACCUGCUUACUUAAUGAGAUACUUAAUGUUGGUUUUGGGAUAUAACAUGUAUCUCUUAAAGAUCGAGAUUUAAAUACGCUAAAGAGAUGUAGAAGUAAAAAUGUAUUCAAAUACUAUUAUAUUUAAAUGCCUUUUCUUUCUUUCAUCUAAAAUGAUUAACAUUUGCAAUAUUUGUGUACAGCACGCCAUUGAUUAAUAUAUUUAUUUCAUAACAUUUCGAAUUUUUGUUAUAUUAAGUUUUAGUAAUCCAAAAUUAAACGAAGCACAAUGUUCGUUAAUCCAAUAAACUCGCUGCUGUCGUUCAAAAAUUUUUUUUUAAUAUUUUAUAUAUCAUUACGUGUUUUAUAUACAUGGGGAAAACUAUAUUGUCUUCGCUUUUAUGUAUACAUCGCAAUAAUAAAUUGCUGCAAUGUUGUUUCAA